Messenger RNA from Phlebotomus argentipes, 4357 nucleotides. It is a transcript of the gene MED25, whose product is annotated as mediator of RNA polymerase II transcription subunit 25. Gene Ontology annotation, biological process: positive regulation of transcription by RNA polymerase II. Bases 109 to 2877 code for a protein of 922 amino acids. Lineage: Eukaryota; Metazoa; Arthropoda; Insecta; Diptera; Psychodidae. Gene Ontology annotation, cellular component: mediator complex; transcription regulator complex. The transcript is spliced from 13 exons. The record is from RefSeq and is a predicted model, not a curated record.
GUUCGGUGUUUUGUUUAUGUUUACGUGUGGCAUUUUCUCUGGCGAUAAAACGCAGGAAAACCAGGAAAUUCCGCUGUUUUUGAAGUUCUAGUGCAGUGAUUUGUGAGCAUGGUGGCUGCUAAUUCGGAGACUCUAGCAGAUGUGGUGUUCCUCAUUGAGGGCACGGCGAUAAAUGGAGCGUACAUCAACGACAUCAAGUCCAACUACAUCAUUCCGACUUUGGAGUACUUUUCUCAGUCCUUCUCUUCGCAGUGGAUUGGAGAUGACCGGGAGUACUGGACGGGACUGGACAGAAAUAGUACUUUGUACGGAAUUGUCGUCUAUAAAACUGCCCAAAGUAUGCCGGGAGUUUGCUGCACAACUUACGGACCCUUUGCCAGUGCCAAGAAGGUCCUCAGUACCAUUGAAAAGCUGGAGUUAUCCGGUGGCAAGAGUGAAUCGUAUGCGAAUCUGGCUGAAGGAAUGGCUACGACUCUCGUCUGCUUCGAUGACUUGGAGGAGCGCAGGGAUCAGGGAACAGUGACACAGAAGCACUGCAUUCUCAUCUGCAACAGCGUCCCGUACUCAAUGCCUGUUCAAGAGUGUUACAUGCACGAGAACAAGACCGUGGAUCAGCUCGCUUCGACUUUCCAGGAGAAGGACAUUAACUUCUCCAUUCUCUCUCCGCGCAAAAUUCCUGUGCUGUUCAAGCUCUUUGAGAAAUCGGGCGGAGACUUGUCCUCCUCCACGUCCAAGAACUACUGCAAGGAUCCUCGGCAUUUGGUACUCCUCAAGGGAUAUUCGCUCAAAGAACGCCCCGCCAGUCCUCCGGCGACCACCACAAUCAAUCUCCCGAGUCCUCUGGCCUCCAACAUGAUGCCCAUGAACAAUCAGAUGGAGUCCGGAGGGAAUCAAAUGCUCGCCGGGCCAAAUAUCACUCAAGCUGGUCCAAUGCGAACCAACAUGAACAAUCCUGGAAUGUUCUCAGACAACAUGCAAAAUCCAAUGGGCAAUCCGAAUAUUCCGAGGCCGGGUCUCAUGUAUCCUGGACAGGGACCGAAUCCGCAGAUGAACCCUCAAGUGUCUAUCGCACCGCCAAAUCAACCCACCAGCGUGUCAAUGGGCUACAAUCCAGUUCAGCAGCAGCAACAGAUGAACCCAAGACAUCCCAACACCAGAUGGAUGAUGCCGCCACAGCAGCAGCGACCCUUUCUCGCCAACCCCGGACAGAAUCCGCAGCAGCAGCAGCAAAUGCCGAAUCAGCAACAGCAACAAUCUGCUCUCAUUACUCAACUCAGCACGCCACCGCACAGCAUGGCAUCGCAAGGCGUCGGCCAAAUGGGCAACAUGACUCAACAGCAAGCCCAGCAGCAAGCCAUCCGGAUGCAGAUGAUGAACCAGCAGCAACAGCAGCAACAACAACAGCAGCAGCAACAACAGCAGCAGCAGCAGCAACAGCAAAACACUCAGCAAAUGCAGCCUCAAAAUCAAGGACCGCAGCAGGUUAAUCAGCAGCAAAUGCCACAGACCAUUCCAACUUCAGCACAGCAACACAUGCCGCCCACGAGUGGCGUUCCCACGACUGCCACUGGUGCGGCUGGUGGUGGCCAGACCAGCUCCAACUCGAGGGAGAAAAUCUGGACGGGCAUCUUGGAGUGGAUUGAGAAGGCCAAGAGUGAUCAGCCGAAAAUUGCACGCCACGUCCCGUGCUAUGUCACAACUAAUAUCAAAGAUGGUGAACCUGAACUGAAGGCGGAUAGUUGGCCACAGAAGCUCAUUAUGCAACUCAUGCCCAAGCAACUUGUGGGGAAUAUCGGCGGCCAGUACCUCAAGGAUUCCAAAACCGUGAUCUUCCAUCCCAGCCAGUGCGAGGCUCUGGAUGCUCUGUCGAAAGUCAUGGCGACGGGCUUUGCAGGAUGUGUACACUUUACGGCCUCACCACCGACAAACUGUGAGAUAAAAGUGCUAAUUCUCCUGUACACGGCAGAGAAGAAGGCCUUCAUUGGCUUCAUACCAAACAAUCAAAUAGGGUUUGUGGAGAGACUACGGAAAGUGAUCCAACAGAAACAAGGCUUGGUGCGUCAUGGACAGAACCAACAGUCUGCUGGGCAGCAGGGCGGUGCUGGUGGAAAUCCGGGCACAGCCGGAAAUGCAGGUGCGGGUGCUCAGGGCCCGGGUGGCCCAAGUGGUGCAGGUCAACCAAAUACGAUGAAUCCUGCAACCAAUAUGCCAACGUCACAACCGACCAAUUCACAGAUGAUGCCGCAAAUGGGACAAACGUCUACGGCUCAAAUGGGUCAGCAGCAGGCAGUUAAUCAGGCGGCACGCAUGGGAAUGGUGAAUAUGCCGAAUGUGGGAAAUCCCAAUCAGAUGGCGGGGAUGCACAAUGUUAAUCCGGGUGGACAGCAUAUGGACAAUCGUCAGCAGAAUAUGGAGAAGAUGUCGCACCUGAAGCAGUCCCUGGAGGCGGUUGUGCAGCAGGAUCAGCAGCAGCAAUUCAAGAAUUUCGAAUUUGGCCAGAUGCCAAUGCAUCAGAUGUCGACAGAUAAUAUGCACGCCGCUCAGGUGGCACAGCAGCAGAAGCAGGAGCAGUACAAGAUGGCACUGCUUCAGCAGCAGCAACAGCAGCAGCAGCAAAUGCGCGGAGUCGGAAAUUUGGGCAAUCCGCAGCAGCAAAAUCCACAGCAGCGAAUGAUGCGUCCCGUGAUGGCGAGCAAUCCCGGUUUGCGUCACCUUCUCCAGCAACAGCAGCAGCAGCCGCAGAAUCCGCCGUAUCGUCAGGUGAUGGGAAUGCAAGGUGGCAAUCCGGGCGGACCGCAAAUGGGUGUGCGACCACAGCAGGGUGGCAAUCCGCAGCCUCAGCAGCCCUUCGAGGACUCUAAUUUCGACUUUAUCUAAUUUGCUCAUUAGGAUUCCACGCACAUUGUCGCCAAGGAGGACUGCUGGCAAAUCACUUUGCUGGAGGCGUUUCCCGCCCGUCCGGAAGAGCAGACAGAGAGAGAGAGAGAGUCAAUUGGUGGAAUUUUGCAAAGUGGUGUAAUUGUAUUGUACCUUUUUGUGUAUGUAUGAAUUGCACAAUUUAUGUUAAUCCGUCAAUAAUUUUCUGCAUAAAUUGCAUUAAUAUUAUCAAUUAUUACCAACACGGAGAGAAAGAGGAUGUUUUUGACUGCAAUUUGAAUAUCCGGUCACAUAACAUUAUUUAAUUCCAAUUCACUGUGACUGGUGAGCACGUGUAUUGGAUUACGGCGAUGUGCAGAAAUUGGACACAUUUAUUGGUGUAAUGAUUUUGAAAAUUUGUGUGUGUGUGGGGGUGAUUUGUCGAAUUGAGAAAUAAUUAUUAUUUCAGCUGUAUAUCGUUCUGCAUAGAGUAAAUUUUGGCAUUUCCUGUUGUAUCUGAAAUUAUCUGUGUUGUAAUUUAUGCAGGUGCCUGAAUAUUUAUUUAUAGGGCGGUCCAGAGUGUGGAAAUAUCAAAUGUCAGCUUAUUUCCCACCACAUAUAUUCCGCACAACUUAUCAGUAUAGCGUUUCUCAAACAUUUGCCCUUUUCUAAUUGUGUCUUUUUAAGCUUAAUUUUCUUCAUUCUAAUUUUGCCAAAGGAAUUGUUUCUGAAUGAAUACCUCAAAUUACUGUCUGAAUCAUCUCCGCUUUGCUUUAAAGCAUUUCUACAGGCUUCAGUCGUUUAUUGAAAGCCCUUUUUUUGCAUUGUCCAGAGUGAUUUAUUAUGGGUAAAUCCUGCAAAUUUUCACAAUAACCAAUGGACUGAAUCCAAUACCUACAUAAAUGAUUGAUUGCCAACAGUUUAGAUUAGUUGAAAAUGUAUCGCUGGACCAUUAUCGGGAAAUUUGUUGCGAUAAAUAACGAAUAUUUCAUUUUCAGACUGGCGCGACAAUUUCAUGUGGGAAGAUUGGUGUAGUGAGAUAAGGUGUGUCUGUAAAUUGCAAACUGCCGUCAGUGCUGUGCUAAAGUUCUGCGCAUAAGUUGGGGUGAUUCAUUUUGGGGUGGAUGCAAUUCGUGUAUUGGAGUUUAAUUCAAUUGUACUUCAUUUCACAGCAGCAAUUAAGUAAUUUGUGGACACACUGUAAAUUCGCUAAGUAAAUAACUCAUUUUAAUCUGGAUAGUUUGGUAAUUGAAAUGAUUAUGACGAGUUGAUUUUUGCAGUUCAACAUUAAAAGUUAAUAAAUAAUAAGAUAGUUAAUGAAAAUGUCGAGGAUAACUUUACUUUGCUUAAUUUUCUGUGGAUUUUAUUCAUGUAUUUGCUAAUAGAUUUGUUAAAUUUUUUUUCACGGCAUGCAAAGAGCACACAAUCAAGUAUAAUUAAUUGGGGGUGAAAAUAUGAGAAAGAACAAUUUUUGAAUGAGAAUAAAGCAAAUAAUUGAAUA